AUAGCACGCCCAGAGCACAGAGCUUAUUCAUGUCAUCACACUCGUGCACCGUAGAUUGACCUCAUAAGAGCAUAAUUUUACCAAAAUAGCCUACGAAAGAAUAUCAGUUCAAUAUCGAGAUUCUCUAUAAAACCAAGGAGCUUCCAACACAUUUAAAACAAGCAUUAUUUUGACAUAUAAGAAUAACUGUAAAAAAAUCAGAGCUUCGUGUCAGCAUAUCAUAUUAAAACUCUACUGCUCCCGUAUUCCAAAGAGGUUUUGCUUAAAGAGGAACAAGAUGACGUCGUUUUUGAAGGGACUUGGGAACAUUAUAGAUGCAUUCGACAAAUCAGCAAAUGAAGAGUUCGAGGUAACGAGGGAAGGCCGAUCUUUCAAGAUACUGAUUGAGGGUCGUUUCCACAAACCCUCCGAGCCCUGGGUUUAUGAUGUUACAGCAACCGACCUGCUAACCAACACAUUUCAGAAGGUGAAACAUUACGACAGGAAAGAAGAUGGCGUCAAUGAAGCCAUCAACUCCGUCAUGAACACCUUGAGAGAGAAGGGCGUUACAGGAACGCAUGGACAGACAACACUCGUGUUACAGACUUCUCAGCCGGACCCUUUUGUGUACAACCUAACCCGAAGUGAACAGAUUAACCAAGCCCUGAUGAAAAUGCUGGCUAAGAAGGGUUUCGUAGCUGAUCCGAACCCAGAGACUCCUUCAGGAUCUAGUUUGCCUCCUCCUCAAGCUUAUCAGCAGAUACCAACAUCACCUCCUCAGUCUCUUCAUCAAACAAGAGCGACAAAUAACCAACAAGCAAUGUAUGGCAGUGCUAAAUCGUCUCAGAAAUUUCCUCUCCCGGAAAAUCGAGAAUCAGUAUUAUUACAGUAUGGUAUCCAAAGUAUAGAUCCUGAUGUGGAUGGCCUGUAUACCUCUGUUAUCCCUCCAGCUCAACCUGAUCAGACAAUACUUGAUCCGAGAUCGACUUACGUGACUUGGGAAUCACCAAUGAAGGGAUUCGUUUAUAUCUUGAACAACAGUGAGUUUCCUGAGCUACCUGAAAGAUCGAGGAUAAGAAGAGGUUCAAAUGUUGAUCUUGAAAACGUCAAACAUGUCUUUUCUCAGCUCGGUUAUAAACCACUGGUUCAUGAGAAUCUAAAAAAGCAGGAAAUUCUUGAUAGUCUUGACGUAACUAUUGACCGAAUCAACAAAGAUGACGCCAUACACAGUUCUCUCUGUAUGUUCUUCAUGAGUCAUGGUAAUCAGGAUGGUAUCUCCGGUACGGAUGCUACCAGGUACAACCCCAGCAUCGUCACAAGAUUCGAGAUCAAGAAAAAACUUUCUGGUCGAAAAUGCAAAGCCCUUGUAGGAAAGCCAAAACUGAUCUUCUUCCAGGCGUGCAGAGGAACUACGUUUACUCGUAAUGCUGAUGAGCUUGACGCCAUUCCAGCACCAAGGGCGUCUUUCGAAGUAGACUACGUACCAUCUGAGAGCAAUGAAGAACCUUUGGAGGUAGACUUCAUUGAAAUGGAUUCAAUUAACACUGAUGACAGCAAUGACUUAGAUGUUGAUGGUGGAGGAGAGUUACCUGAUAACUCAGAUAUCUUUGUUGCAAAUGCAACAUCAAACGGUUAUAAUUCGAUAAGAAUGAGGAGAGAUGGGUCAUGGUUUAUUCAAGCAAUUUCAGAGAUCUUUCUUGCGCAUGCGCACCAAGACGAACUUAAUGAGUUGAUGAGAAAGGUAACGUGCCUUGUGACGGAGAGUUAUCGGAUAAAUCAUUUUGAGGAAGCGACUAAACGAAGCUUUGAGGUUCGUCAAACUCCAGCUUACGAAAGUCAAGGAAUGAGAAGAAAAUUUUACUUUCUACCCAAGUAUCCAUGAAAAUAAUGCGAUAUUAAACGGUUCAGUUCCGUAUAUACGUAGCAAUAUUAUCGAGUGGAAACAUGCACAUUCACUAAUCAGAUUACGUUUAAAUAGCAGUGUGUUUUGUGGCAAAUAAGUUGAGGAAAACCUUCUUGAAUGAGUUUCUAAGUGAUAAUGUACAUUAUUAUAUUUAGGCUUUAUCUUCUCCAUUCUACGAGCGAGCUUUUUGUAAUUAUGUCAAAAGGAACUGUUGCUGGCCGGGCUAGUGCCAUGAACGUCUCUUGAAGGUGUGUGCGCUCAAUAAGUUAUCACAAUUGUAUAUAAUAUUUUAAAAGAUACUGAGCAGUUUUUUUGUAGUCAUGAAAGCUAUGUGUUACCAAGGAGGUUUCAUAGAAACUUCUUGGUGUUACUUAAUCACUUCUUAAAAGCACUUUUUGUAAUCAUGAUCUGGGGACCGUUUCAUAAAGCCUGAUCGUAAGUUAAGAGCGACUUUAAGA
This is a messenger RNA of Lytechinus variegatus (green sea urchin), 2340 nucleotides long. Its product is annotated as caspase-6-like. The transcript has 9 exons. NCBI's taxonomy places the organism in Eukaryota, Metazoa, Echinodermata, Echinoidea, Temnopleuroida, Toxopneustidae. Gene Ontology annotation, biological process: proteolysis. The record is from RefSeq and is a predicted model, not a curated record. Gene Ontology annotation, molecular function: cysteine-type endopeptidase activity. The coding region runs from base 278 to 1861 and encodes 527 amino acids.